Molecule: messenger RNA, 1824 nt
Organism: Pezoporus occidentalis (night parrot)
Lineage: Eukaryota; Metazoa; Chordata; Aves; Psittaciformes; Psittacidae
Gene: XIAP
Product: X-linked inhibitor of apoptosis
Exons: 6
Coding region: 284-1564 (426 amino acids)
Biological process (GO): negative regulation of apoptotic process; positive regulation of canonical Wnt signaling pathway; regulation of cell cycle
Cellular component (GO): cytoplasm; nucleus
Molecular function (GO): cysteine-type endopeptidase inhibitor activity involved in apoptotic process; ubiquitin protein ligase activity
Source: RefSeq, a predicted model, not a curated record
CUUAGCUCAGACUCUGGAAGUCUUUCAGGCUAAAACAGGCUUUGUUUACUCCCUGAAUAUAUAAGAAGGUAUUUAAUGCUUCAGUAAUGGUUAAAAAAAAAAGUCUCCUGGGUUUUGUAAGUGAAGAUGAACUUUAACAUUUCUGGACCUUCUACUUUUAAUUCAUACAUGAUUAAUUAAAUCAAUGCAGGAAGGCUUAAUUAACUUCUGAAUACAUAAAGUAUACCCUCUGCACUUGGGUUUGCUGCUGGAAAUCUGGAAGGAGAGCCGUACUUGUGAAGAGAUGACAUGUAAAGUCGUAGAUAAAUCGGAAGCUUGUGCUGCUCCAGACACUGACAGUGAUGAGGAAUGGGCACAGGAACACUACCGACUGGGAAGUUUUGUUGCAUUUCCUCUUGGCUGUCCAGUUUCAGCAACAGCACUGGCACGAGCUGGCUUUGUUUAUACUGGAGAAGGUGACAAAGUAAAGUGCUUCAGUUGCCAUACAACUGUGGAAGGAUGGGAGCCUGGGGAUUCUGCAGUUCAGAGACACAAAAAGCUCUCCCCAGAUUGCAAAUUUAUUACUGAAUCUACUUUUUUGGAAACUAAUGUGCAUCCUCUCGCGCAGAACUACCAGCAUAGAACUGAAAAUGGUUCCAGCAAUUCAGCUCUCCUAUGUGCUCUGGAUGACACAUCUGAUGUGGAGGCAGAUUACCUUUUGAGGACUAGACAGGUUGUGGAUAUGUCAGAUAACGUCUAUCCUAAAAUCCCCGCUAUGUGCAGCGAAGAGACACGAUUAAAGUCUUUCCACAACUGGCCCCUCAAUGGCCAGUUGACACCAAAGGAAUUGGCUAAUGCUGGAUUCUAUUAUACAGGUGUUGGUGAUAAAGUGGCAUGUUUUUGUUGUGGUGGAAAACUGACAAACUGGGAACCUGGUGACAGAGCAUGGUCAGAACACCAGAGGCAUUUCCCCAAAUGCCUUUAUGUCCUGGGCCGGAAUGUUGGGAAUGUUCCAGGUGAAUCUGUUCUUGCUGAGACUGGGAGAAGUGGUCUGAACAAUGCCCAGUAUCCAAGGAAUCCAUCUAUGGCAAAAUAUGGAAAGCGUUUACAAACGUUUUUAACUUGGGUAUAUCCUAUUGACAAGGAGCAGCUUGCUGAAGCUGGGUUCUAUAGUAUAGGUAAUGGUGAUCAUGUUCUGUGUUUCCACUGUGGUGGAGGAUUGCAGGAAUGGAAGGAGAAUGAAGACCCAUGGGAACAGCAUGCCAAAUGGUUUCCUGGGUGCAGAUUUGUGAGAAAGGAAAAGGGGAUAGAAUUUAUAAAUAACGUUCACUUAAGAGAUGGAUGUAGGGAUUCAACAACAGAAGCUGCUGAAGGGACAGUACUUCCUACAGAUCUCAGCACGGAAGAGAAGCUAAGACGCUUGCAGGAAGAAAAGCUCUGUAAAAUCUGUAUGGCUAAAGACAUAUCAGUCGUCCUCAUUCCCUGUGGCCACCUCAUUGCCUGUAAGGAGUGUGCCGAAGCACUUGAUAAAUGCCCUCUGUGUCGUGCAAAUAUAAUGAAAAAACAGGAAAUUUUUAUGUAUUAGUAAAAAACACAGCACUGUGGAUUAAUGUUUCCUGGUUUAUUUGCUUUAAUUAGGUGUCAUGUAAUGCAAACAAUGCAUUACGAUUUCAGCCUGUAAUCACAUGGCUGUGCAUUGAGAAUUUCCUGCUGUCAAACUUUACAUAUCUUUUAACAGUUUAAAAAUUGUUUUCCUUAAGUGAAUUUUGAAUAUUGGAAAACAAAUGUAUAUAUUCUGUAAUUUGAAUUCAUAAAUCUGAUUUGGGAAAUCCUAAGGCAUGCAAA